CCGGCCCCCCACCAGUUUUAACAACAAAGACAAGUACAUAUGAACUAAGGAAACUUCAGAAGUUAAGAGACAUCAAAGGAAACUAAGCAACACAGCAUAUUAAGAAGACGCCCAAGAGUUGAUCCUUCCAUUACAAUGAGAAAUCACACAUGGGUGACUGAAUUCAUCUUGCUGGGAAUCCCUGAGACACAGGGCCUCGAGGGGCCGCUUUUGUGCCUGUUCUCAGCAUUAUACCUGUGUACCCUCCUGGGAAAUGUGCUCAUCCUUACUGCUAUCAUCUCCUCGCCGAGGCUGCACACCCCCAUGUAUUUUUUCUUGGGAAACCUCUCCAUCUUUGACCUGGGAUUCUCUUCAACCACUGCUCCCAAGAUGCUCUGCUACCUCUCAGGGCAGACUCAGGACAUCUCCUUCCAGGGCUGUGUGGCUCAGCUCUUCUUCUACCAUUUCCUGGGCUGCACAGAGUGUUUCCUGUACACGGUGAUGGCCUGCGACCGCUUUGUUGCCAUUUGCUUCCCUUUGCGGUACACGAUCAUCAUGAACCACAGAGUGUGCUCUGCGUUGGCCACAGGGACCUGGAUGGGUGGCUGUGUCCAUGCCACGAUCCUCACCUCCCUCACUUUUCAGUUACCCUACUGUGGCCCUAACAAGGUGGGCUAUUACUUCUGUGAUAUUCCUGCCGUGUUACCUCUAGCAUGUGCAGACACCUCUCGAGCCCAGAGGGUAGGUUUUACCAAUGUUGGCCUGUUGUCUCUAGUCUGUUUUUCUCUCAUCCUUGCCUCCUACAUUCGCAUUGGGAUCUCCAUAUCAAAAAUCCGCUCCAAAGAGGGCAAGCAACGAGCAUUCUCCACCUGCAGUGCCCAUCUUGUUGCAAUUUUGUGUGUUUAUGGGCCAAUCAUCAUCAUCUAUCUACAGCGGAACCCCAGCCCCUUGCUUGGUGCCGUGAUUCAGAUCCUGAAUAACCUUGUCACACCAACACUGAACCCACUGAUCUACAGUCUGAGGAAUAAAGAUGUAAAAUCAGCCCUGAAGAAUGUGUUCCCCGAGAGAUGCUUCCCACUGGAAAACAAAUGACAACAGUGACAGCUUUGCAGAACAGAAUUUGACUCUCCAUUUCUUCGGUUAUAUUUUCAUUUGCCACUUUCAUGUACAUUGAUAUGAAACGUACCCAGAAUCAAUGUAUGACAUAAUCUUUCUAUAUGUUUACGUGAACAGUUACCAAUAGAGUCACACAGCAGACAUUACAUGGAUUCUUAGGCCAUUUGAGUUCUCUCCCAGCAUGGCUGUUUCCACGAACCUUUCUUAUUUGUUUUAUUUUUUUAAAUAGUGAGGAAAGCAUAUUUGCCCUCUUGUAAUCUCAUUUAAAAGUACACUCUAGUUUAUCUAGGGAAAGUAAAGAAAGUAACCCAGAGACUACUCAAGAGUAGUCACUCUUGCUGGAAAUCAGACGACCACUAAUGCAAAUCCUAAUAGCCUCAGUGACAGUGAACAUCUCUUCAGAUCAGCAACAUAGAUGAUCAGACCCCUAUAUUAUGUAUUCUUUCUUUGUAAGCUCCAGCUGUCACCAGUCUACACCAAAACUCAACUACCUUAGUCAUGUUUAAUAUAAAGUCUUUCCAGUGUGCAAUCUUGUUUGAUGUUGAGAUUUUUCUGGUGUUCAGACUGAUGUAUGAUCAGCACAUUUUCCUUGAACAAUUAAACCUCUUGAUGGUUAGUUAGUCCUAAGGAAUCAAAUUCAGUUUGUAAAACAUGGUUAAAAAAAUUGAGUUUGAAUGUGUUGCUUUUUAAGGAACAUUGAUUUAUCUCCAUGUCUAUUACAGAAAGCCCACGUUGGGAUUUUAAUUUAAAUUUGAGGAUCAAUAAAAAUUUUCCUCCCCAUGGGAAAGAAUAUGGAUUUUCCUUUCUCAGAAAAAGUAAUAUAUGACUUACUUUGUUUCCUCAAAUAUCUGUUUCAUAAUGCUAGGGAAAACAGAAAAACUUUAUACAUAGAAACUAUGUUACAUUUUAUAAUGAACAUAUACUCUUUUUGUGGAUUUGGUUUUCUCUUUAUAUUGUAUCUAUCAGUCAUAAAUUUGCUUGUAAGCAACACUAAGCCCUUUUUGGAAAGAAGUAGAGUUUAGAUACCACAAAGAAGUAAAGUGACAGAGAGAGAGAGGGAAGGAAAGGGGAGGGAAGAAUAUUCAUGAGAAUAUUAAUAAUGGAAUGAAUAUUAUGUUCUUUUCUUAUAUUCAAUCCUAUAAACACAGGCUAUUGAAAAUCAGAUCUUAUUACAAGCAUGAACUGUGAGUGGCAGGUGAGUUAUUAGAAAAUAUGAAAUGGUCCCUGUGACAGUGCCUGCUACUCACCAGCACCUCAUCCUGUGCUAUGCGGAAUCUCUGAGAGGUGCCACAGUUUACCUUGUAAGUAGUUGAGUAGUCACUCUGGCUGGAAAUGAAAUGACCACUAAAGCAAAUACUAAUAACCUCAGUGACACUGAGUUUAUCUUCAUAUCAGCAACAAUUAGAGUGAAAUACUGACUCACUGAGUAUAAAGAGAUAAAACACAAAUAAAGGCUUAAUUUCUUCUUAAUUCUUAAACAUGUAAUAACUCUUCAUUACAGCUAGGUUGCUACAAUUUUAAGUGUUCUGUUCACCAGUAAGCCCAACAGCUGCAGGACUCAUUAGAAAUCCUUCUGUGCCUUUUCCAGUGUAUCAGAUCAGGAUGUUCUUGCUGUAGAUUUGUCCUUUCCUAGUGAGGUUAAUUUUGAUUGUUUCUUUUUUUCUUUUUUAAUUAAUUUAUUUGACAGGUAGAGCUGUAGACAGUGAGAGAGAGACAGAGAGAAAGGUUUUCCUUCCUUUGGUUCACUCCCCAAAUGCCACUACGGUUGGCGCUGCACCCAUCCGAAGCCAGGAGACAGGUGCUUCUUCCUGGUCUCUCACGCGGGUGCUAGUGCCCAAGCACUUGGGCCAUCCUCCACUGCCCUCCAGGGCCACAGCAGAGAGCUGGACUGGAAGAGGAGCAACCGGGAUAGAAUCCGGCGCCCAUAUGGGAUGCCAGCACCGCAGGUGGAGGAUAAACUAAGUGAGCCACAGCGCCGGCCCCUUGAUCAUUUUUUUAAGGUGGUAUCUACAAGAUUACUCAACUGCUGUUAUUUUAGCUGCUAAUUAAUAAUGAUUUUUGAAGGCGGUGAGUAAUUUGUAAUUAUUAAAAUAAUUCCUUACCCCUCAAGUUUGCUCCCGCUAGUUUUAGUAUCCAGGAAUAAUACUUGCCUAAAUCAGUUACAGAUGUUCCCUGACUUACAAUGGAGUUAUGUCCUGAUAAUCCCUUCUAAGUUGAAAACAUGACAGUCAAAAUGCAUUUAGUACAACUACCCCAUGGCACAUCCUGGCCUAGCCUAAGUUAUUUUCAACAUGCUCGGGGGUCAGAUGUGGCCUGGUAGGUUAAGUUGUUGCUUGGGAUACCCACAUCUCACAUCAGAGUGCCAGUUCAAGUUUGGCUCCUUUGCUUGCUAUAGCUUUCUGCCAAUAUGCUCAGAGGCAGAAAGUAAGAGACCAAGUCUGAGUUUCUUUUUUUUUUUUUUUUUGUACAUAAUAGUUAAUGCUUUAU
Oryctolagus cuniculus (rabbit) is the source of this 3582-nucleotide messenger RNA. The record is from RefSeq and is a predicted model, not a curated record. Lineage: Eukaryota; Metazoa; Chordata; Mammalia; Lagomorpha; Leporidae.